AUGUCUACCAAGCAGCAGCUGAAUCGAGCGGACGGAAUUGAUCUGCAACCUACAACACUCCACCCUACUCCAGUCCCCGUUCCACAUGAACCGCGCUGCUUUCCUAUCCUUCCCGGUGACAUCCCGAGCCGGGAUGUUCUGCAUGCCCGACUUCGAGUCUGCAUGCUGCGUCUCGUGGCGACCAUGCGCGGGACACAGCAGACUCUCGGCUACUUCGAACAGGCAAUUGAGAGCGUCCAAGAAGAGGAGGAGGAGCGCCGUGGACAGUAA
This is a messenger RNA of Penicillium subrubescens, 270 nucleotides long. RefSeq lists its product as uncharacterized. The record is from RefSeq and is a predicted model, not a curated record. The transcript is spliced from 2 exons. The coding region runs from base 1 to 270 and encodes 89 amino acids. Lineage: Eukaryota; Fungi; Ascomycota; Eurotiomycetes; Eurotiales; Aspergillaceae.